CUAUCUCUACAUAGCGAAAUCAGCACCAUAGGCUCUGGCGUCUCAUUCGUCCACGUCGUCUGUAUUUCUCAACCGUUGGAUUCCCACAGAGCUUGAUCGAGUCUUUCGUCUCUAGCACCAUCCUCGUCAUUUCUAGCGAGUGCUAGACUAUCGCGAUGCUUCCGUUAACGGUGACCCCAUGGUGUCUCGAGCUUGAGGCCCUUGUUCCCCUCCGCUGCCAACCUGCCAUCGCCGCCUCAAGUCAUCCACCAUGGGGACUCGGCUGCCUUGUGCCGCGUCUCCGCUCCUCGUUGCAUCGCUCUCGCCGUCAUCUUCGCCGGACGCCACCUUCCCCAAUGGCCCACCACGGCUAGAAUCGACGGUGUUGCUCAGGGCGGACGUGAAGGAGCUAGCUUGUGGCCAUGGCAGACCACCGUGGAGGGAGCGGAGCGGAGCAACAAGGAUGUUAGAGGCACGACUCAGCAAGCUCUCCGCUGACACUGCAGCGAGUCUUCUCCGGGCCAGCCUGUACCGCCACCUGCGCCCUCUAAAAUGUAGUCCUGCCAUGUCUCGGCUGCUGCUCACCUCCCCAUGUGGGACGGGCACGGCCGUCCACCUCGACGAGGCCCGUGCUCCCCUGCUUCCUCCACCAAUGGAUUCCUCAUAUUCGUACAGGGAACCCGUGAUCUAAAACCUGCACAAUAGGCAACAGAGUACCUAGGAAAGUUCCACUUCACUGUUCAGCUACCAGAAGGUAAAUAAUUACAUAGUUGUGUAUACUUAAUUUACAGAUUUUACAUGGACACAGGCUGACAGUUCCUACCAUUGAUUUCCGCAAGCAAAAACUACUGAUUUUGUGCAAAUGGACACUGCAUUAUGUUUAAUGAUGACAAAUUAUAACAAGCGGGAAUGGGGAAAUAAUUCAGAGUUGACAACAAGCUCCAAAUUCUAUUAGCCUAAGUGCCUAACAACACUUAGUAAUUAAGAAAUAAUCAUUUUUUGAAUGCAACAGGAAUGAAAGCCCGCUUUCUCCAAAAGACAGAUUAAAACUAACAUGAUUAACUCUAUGUGGACAGUCAUAACUAAGCAGCUCCGGUUACAUUGCUAAAAUGCAGAUUUCUAUAAGAAUUGAAGUGUAUACUGUGAAAGUGUGAAUAUUUCUGCAGAUCGCAUCGGGUCCUGCAUCUCACUUGUUAUCAGAGUUACACUUGUUUUCUACUUUGCAUUAUUUUGUCAGAAACUCUUGUUUUCUGUAGUUACUGCCAUAUUUCAUUCCUUCAGUUCCUUUGUCAACUAUCUUGUAAUUUCUAUUUUUCAUCUAUGUUAGGAGAUAGAAAUGGGCCCCUAAACUGACAAUGAUGUGAACCUCAUCAAUGCUGGAAGGAUACUGCAGAAUAGAAAAACUCUUGCUGAGUCUUCAGUACUAAUUGGAUAAAUUGCUAGAUCUGUAAUUACAAUCUAUAUUGUUCUCCUAAUGUGUUUCAUUUCCUUGGCAUAAGCUCCGUAGUCCAAUACUACUAGCUUUUGUGUACUCGACUGUUAGAAGAGAAACUGUUGCUAAAUUCUACUUAGAAAAAAAAUCAAAUAUAGACCUUGGGGGCGAUUCAGCCUUGUGUCA
Messenger RNA from Panicum virgatum (switchgrass), 1597 nucleotides. RefSeq lists its product as uncharacterized. The transcript has 2 exons. Bases 251 to 670 code for a protein of 139 amino acids. The record is from RefSeq and is a predicted model, not a curated record. NCBI's taxonomy places the organism in Eukaryota, Viridiplantae, Streptophyta, Magnoliopsida, Poales, Poaceae.